UCAGUCCAUGGAGUCGAAAAGAGUCAGACACGACUGAGCAACUGAACUGAACUGAACUGAGAGGGAUUUUAUGAUGCUAAAAUAAGGUAAUACUUGUACAGUGUGAAAAGCAGGGCCUGAUACAUAUUUGAUACUAUAUAUUUUAAAUAAAUGAAAGAAGUCAGAACAUAGAGCAGAAUUGAGUCAGCAGAGUUUGAAUGUGCAUCUAGUAGCUUCACUUCCAAAGUAAAAAUUCGUGUAUCCCGACUGGUGCAAUUGAUUAGUGCGUGAUACUUAAAUUUAAGUACAGAUUCAUGAAUUUGCUUGACCUUUGGUUUGUGAGCUUUGUAAUAGUUGUGUCAUAUAGAAGGAUUUGAAUUCUCAGUAGAUGCAGUGAUUCACUUUUCUCCUUUGUAUCUGCCAUUUGGAGUUGACCUUUAAGAUUGUUUUUACUAUUAAAUGAACCAGGGAAUCAUUAUCUAUGACACUUUCAAAUAAAAUUUUUUUAGGAUAAAUUUAAUUUUGUUCUUAAGAACUUCUCUGAGCCAUAUUUUGUCUGGUCUUAGAGGGCCUUCAUUUGAAAAAGCAUCAGAUGAGUAGGGAGGAACCCUUCUACUCAGGCCAGAGGACAGAAUUUCACUUACUUUUGCUUAUAACUUGAUUUCAAAUUUAUAAUAGUUUACCAAAUAGAGUAAUUUUUUUAAUAGACUGUAUUUUUUAGAGAAAUUUUAGAUUUACAGAAAAGUUGAGCAGAAAAUGGAGCUCCCACUUACCCUGCCCCCCCAAGCAUGCACAGCUGCCUCCACCCUCAGCAUCCCACACAUUUGUUACAAUCAAGGGCAAUUCUAAAAACAGAUGCUGCCCUUCAGAAUUGUGUUGAUAGUCAAAAGUGCUGUACUUUUUUCAGAAUCUUUUGGGAACUCCCAUUAGUGCUAUCUUUAGAGUCAAUUUUUAUAUCACAGAAGAAAUUAACAGCAUUUCUUUGUUCCAGCCUGUUUAUGUUUUUGGCCAGAAAAUAAUAUGGCUUAACCACAUUCAUCAGAGUUGGCUUUGAAUGACCUUUUAGCUAUUUAUACAGAUUUGAUUUUUCUUUAAAGUUCAAGUUUUACACCACUUGAGUUGUUCCAAAAGAUGCUUGGUGGACAUUUUCUGUAUUUCAUUUCAUUAUUUGUGUACUGGUUACUGGUGCUGGCUCCCUCAGGAGGUAGACUAACUAGGUUUAGUUUAACCUCUGUCCUCUACACCUGCAGCUUUCUACUUAGCAAAGAGAGCUGGUCAGGCAUACACUCAGAAUCUACAGGCUCGUGUUACCCAGUACUCUUUAUUAUUUAGUUUGACAAAUAAAUACUUGUGUAUUAUUGAUACCUAGUAUGUGCCAGUGUUGUGUAAAUAUAAAUUCAUCUGACUAUCGUAAUGACUGCAGGAGCUAGGUAACUCUUUUUACAGAAGAGUUAUUUGAGGCACAGAAAGAUUGGGUAAUGUCUGGGUUCCAGGAGGCAUUCACAAAUGACGAAUGGAGGGGAGUUCCCCAAGGAAGCUGCUUUGAAGGACACAACACAUAUUUGAAUGUUUAAGUUCAAAUCUAUUUGACUGGAAAACAGAUCCUGUUACUGUGAAUUUCCAUCUUUUUUACUUAACUUUUCACCUUGUUUGGGAGCUGUGGUCUUUUCCAUAUCAGACCUGAGGACUGAAGGCAUUAUCAGACUUAAUUUUGAAUGAAAAUACAUAGAUUAUUUUGAUGUAUCGUGAGCACUUUCGUUGCAGAAAGAGUGGACUCCAGAGAUUGUUAUUUCAGGACACUUUGAUGGUGUCCAAGACCUAUCGUGGGAUCCAGAAGGAGAAUUUAUCAUCACUGUUGGUACUGACCAGACAACUCGACUUUUUGCUCCUUGGAAGAGAAAAGAUCAGUCACAGGUGACUUGGCAUGAAAUUGCAAGGCCUCAGAUACAUGGAUAUGACCUUAAAUGUUUGGCAAUGAUCAAUAGGUUUCAGUUUGUGUCUGGAGCAGAUGAAAAAGUUCUUCGAGUAUUUUCUGCACCUCGGAAUUUUGUGGAAAAUUUUUGUGCCAUUACGGGUCGGUCACUGAAUCGUGUGCUUUGUAAUCAAGACGGUGAUCUUCCAGAAGGAGCUACCGUCCCUGCUUUGGGAUUAUCCAAUAAAGCUGUCUUUCAGGGAGAUAUGGCUUCUCAGCCUUCUGAUGAAGAGGAGCUGUUAAAUAGUGCUGGUUUCGAGUAUCACCAGGUGGCCUUCCAACCCUCCUUACUUACUGAACCUCCCACUGAGGACCAUCUGCUGCAAAAUACUUUGUGGCCUGAAGUUCAAAAACUAUAUGGACAUGGCUAUGAAAUAUUUUGUGUUGCUUGUAGCAAUUCAAAGACUCUGCUUGCCUCAGCUUGUAAGGCAGCCAAGAAAGAGCAUGCCGCAAUCAUUCUCUGGAACACUGCAUCUUGGAAGCAGGUGCAGAAUUUAAUCUUCCACAGUUUGACUGUCACACAGAUGGCUUUCUCUCCUGAUGACAAGUUCUUACUCGCUGUUUCCAGAGAUCGAACCUGGUCACUGUGGAAGAGGCAGGACAUAAUCCCACCCGAGUUAGACCCAGUCUUCAGCCUCUUUGCCUUCACUAACAAAGUCACUGCUGUGCACAGCAGGAUUAUUUGGUCUUGUGAUUGGAGUCCGGAUGGCAAGUAUUUCUUUACUGGAAGUCGGGACAGAAAGGUGGUUGUCUGGGGUGAGUGCGACUCCAGCGACGACGCCAUCGAGCACAGCAUCGGGCCCUGCUCCUCCGUACUGGAUGUGGGUGGAGCUGUGACCGCCGUCAGCAUCUGCCCGCUGCUUAACCUUUCCCAACGAUACGUGGUUGCAGUAGGAUUAGAGUGUGGAAAGAUUUGUUUAUACUCCUGGAAAAAGACCGAUCAAGUUCCAGAAAUAAACGACUGGAUCCGCUGUGUAGAAACAAGUCAAAGCCAAAGUCAUACACUUGCUAUCAAAAGAUUACGCUGGAAGAAUUGUAAUGGAAAGCCUGAACAGAAGGAAGGAGGGGGUGCUGAAUGGCUGCAGUUCGCAAGUUGUGGUGAAGAUCACGCCGUGAAGAUACACAGAGUCGACAGGGGUGCGCUGUAGUGGGCUUAGUGAACGCAGGCGUGUGCCCAUCAGUGUCUGACAGUGUUCAGCGUGUAAAUGGACAGCCUUUCUUUACCUCAUACUUGCAUCGAGUUUCGUUUUUAAGCCUUGUGGCAGUAGUCCUUACAUGAGUCUCAGAUUCUCUGAAAUAAGAUGGAAGCUGCAGACUCUUUUCUCAAAAUGUUUAUAUACGCACACACUCUCAGAACCUCACCCAUGCUUUCAGGGAUUCAGACCUGCAUCUGUGUGUUUCUGAUUGAGAGCCUCUGUCCCUGCUUUCUUCAUGACCAAAUUUGCCUAAUUCUGUUAUUUUUGUUUUCUGUUUUCAUAUGCUGCUGUUUGGGACAUUUUAUUAUUUACUGCCCUCUUCUGAGGGAGGACCUAAAAAGUAAAGAGAUAAAACCCAGAUUUUAACAGUCUUUGUAAAUAAACGGAACACACAAAC
Messenger RNA from Odocoileus virginianus texanus, 3544 nucleotides. The record is from RefSeq and is a predicted model, not a curated record. NCBI's taxonomy places the organism in Eukaryota, Metazoa, Chordata, Mammalia, Artiodactyla, Cervidae.